GCCGACGUGGCGGCAAUUCACGCCAUUGUCGUCAGGCCCGAUCGCGGAAAACAGGGGAUCGGGAGGGCAUUGGCUGAGCACGCGAUGCAGGACGCCGCUUUGCUCGGGUACAAUGUCGCCAUGUUGACGUCGACCUCCGCAGGCCAAAGUACAUUCGAUAAGCUGGGCUUUAGAGAGAUUGGGACGGUGAGGAUGUUCGUGUGGCACCCCCUUCCCCCUUCAACUCAGGGACGACAGAGCUCUCUCGCGGGCUCCGGUGUGCUCAGGUUUUCCAAGUCCGCGAGCAUGCAGCAGGGUCUGACAACAAAGGCGAGGCUUGGAGACGGAGCUGAAAAGAGGGAGGCAUAUCGGAUGUUGGGUGAGCAGACGGGGCAGCUGACAAGGCAAUAUCAGGCGACAAAGGCCACGGAGUCUGACGAGCAGCUCACUGGGAAGACACAGGCCGAGGAAGAAGAUAGAGACGAAGAAUGGCAGCUUGUGGAGCACGAGUAGCUCUUUUAUAUCGGCAUGUUUUUCUAGGUUGGAUGGGUUUGCAUGUAGAAUCGGGUCAUGACUAACAC
Messenger RNA from Pseudomassariella vexata, 560 nucleotides. RefSeq lists its product as uncharacterized. NCBI's taxonomy places the organism in Eukaryota, Fungi, Ascomycota, Sordariomycetes, Amphisphaeriales, Pseudomassariaceae. Bases 85 to 492 code for a protein of 135 amino acids. The record is from RefSeq and is a predicted model, not a curated record. The transcript has a single exon.